AUGAAGUUCACCAACAUGGUUCUGGCCGCUAGCGCAGCUAACAUGGCCGUUGCUUACCCGCGUGGUCGGGAUAUUGUUUCUAACAAGCGCAGCGUUGAGAAAAAGCGCUCUACUGGUUUCACUUGGGUCGGUGUCAGCGAGUCUGGUGCCGAGUUCGGUGAGGGCAGCAUCCCUGGUACUCUGGGCACCAGCUACAUCUGGCCCGAGACUUCGAAGAUCCAGGUGCUGCGUGAUGCUGGCAUGAACAUCUUCCGUGUUCCUUUCUUGAUGGAGCGUCUGGUUCCCACUAGCAUGACUAGCACUCCCGACUCAACCUAUUUGGCCGAUCUGAAGUCUACGGUAAAGUUCAUCACCGACAGCGGUGCCUAUGCGGUCCUCGACCCCCAUAACUAUGGCCGAUACUCUGGCAGUAUCAUCACCUCGACCGAUAAUUUCAAGGCCUGGUGGAAGACUGUCGCUACUGAGUUUGCUUCCAACGAGAAGGUUAUUUUCGAUACUAACAACGAAUAUCACGAUAUGGACCAGACUCUGGUUCUCAACCUGAACCAGGCCGCCAUUGACGGCAUUCGUGCCGCUGGUGCCACCACCCAGUACAUCUUCGUCGAGGGCAAUGCCUAUACCGGCGCCUGGUCCUGGACCAGCAACAACGACAACAUGAAAGACUUGACCGACCCCCAGGACAAGAUCGUCUACGAAAUGCACCAGUACCUCGACUCCGACAGCUCCGGCACUUCGGAGACCUGCGUCAGCAGCACCAUCGGCAAGGAGCGCCUCGAGUCAGCCACCACCUGGCUGAAGAACAACGACAAGAAGGGCUUCAUCGGCGAGUUCGCCGGCGGCGUCAACUCGGACUGUGAGGCUGCCGUCGAGGGCAUGCUGUCCUACAUGUCCGACAACAGUGACGUCUGGAUGGGCGCCGAGUGGUGGGCUGCCGGUCCCUGGUGGGGAACAUACAUGUACUCACUCGAGCCGACUACUGGUCCCGCGUACUCGACCUACCUGCCUAUCCUGGAGAAGUACUUCGUGAGCGGCUCGUCCUCGUCUACCACCAAGGCCGCGACUACCACCACCUCCGCCGCCCAGGAAACCACCACCACCACCACCCCCAAUACCCAGGUCCAGGCCUCCAGUCCUCCCACCGAGUCUGCCAGCUCUUCCAGCGCCCCCGCUGGAGCCGUCACGACCACUAUCAGUGUGCCCGCCUCCUCCCCGACCACCUUCGUCAGUGUGCCCGCCUCCUCCCCAACCACCUUCGUCAGUGUGCCCUCGCCCGCGACCACCCAGUCAUCCACCAGCAUCGCCGUUCCCUCUUCCAGCAGCGGCACUGUCGCCCGCUACUACCAAUGCGGUGGUCUGAGCUGGACCGGUGCAACUUCCUGCGAGAGUGGGCUGGCCUGCGUCGUGCAGAACCCUUACUACCACCAGUGCCUGUAA
This is a messenger RNA of Penicillium canariense, 1434 nucleotides long. RefSeq names its product putative extracellular endoglucanase/cellulase (gene egl3). The record is from RefSeq and is a predicted model, not a curated record. The coding region runs from base 1 to 1434 and encodes 477 amino acids. Gene Ontology annotation, cellular component: extracellular region. Gene Ontology annotation, molecular function: cellulose binding; hydrolase activity, hydrolyzing O-glycosyl compounds. Gene Ontology annotation, biological process: glucan catabolic process. The transcript has 5 exons. Lineage: Eukaryota; Fungi; Ascomycota; Eurotiomycetes; Eurotiales; Aspergillaceae.